Molecule: messenger RNA, 624 nt
Organism: Abrus precatorius (Indian licorice)
Lineage: Eukaryota; Viridiplantae; Streptophyta; Magnoliopsida; Fabales; Fabaceae
Product: early nodulin-like protein 1
Exons: 2
Coding region: 82-624 (180 amino acids)
Cellular component (GO): plasma membrane
Molecular function (GO): electron transfer activity
Source: RefSeq, a predicted model, not a curated record
UUUGAGCUCGUGUGUGUGGCAAAGGUAAAAGUUUUUACAAUUACACACACCCUUCUCAGUUAUCAUAGAACGAAAAACACAAUGGCUGUCUUUCCAAGAACUGUUGCCUCUUCUCUUUUGCUCCUUUUCCUUCUCUUCGGUUUCUCUGCAGCUAAGGAACUAUUGGUGGGAGGCAAAAUUGAUGCAUGGAAGAUUCCAUCCUCUGAAGCAGAUUCCCUCAACCAAUGGGCUGAAAGGUCUCGUUUCAGAGUAGGCGAUCAUCUUGUAUGGAAAUAUGAGAGUGGAAAAGACUCUGUUUUGGAAGUAACAAAGGAAGAUUAUGCUAAUUGCAGCUCUUCAAAGCCCAUUAAAGAGUACAGUGAUGGCAACACUAAGGUGAGGCUUGACCAUCCUGGAGCAUACUACUUCAUAAGUGGGGCAAAGGGGCACUGUGAGAAGGGGCAAAAAGUGAUUGUGAUUGUAAUGUCUCAAAGGCACAGUUACACAGGGAUUUCUCCUGCACCUUCUCCAGCAGAGUUGGAAGAAGGACCAGCAGUUGCUCCUACUAGCAGUGCCACGGCGUUGCAAGCUGUUAUUGUGUUUGUUCUUGGAAUGUUGGCUAUGUAUGUGGGUUUUCUCAUGUAA